Cygnus olor (mute swan) is the source of this 3950-nucleotide messenger RNA. Its product is annotated as pancreatic lipase-related protein 2-like. NCBI's taxonomy places the organism in Eukaryota, Metazoa, Chordata, Aves, Anseriformes, Anatidae. Gene Ontology annotation, molecular function: triacylglycerol lipase activity; protein binding. The record is from RefSeq and is a predicted model, not a curated record. The transcript is spliced from 13 exons. The coding region runs from base 181 to 1584 and encodes 467 amino acids. Gene Ontology annotation, biological process: lipid metabolic process.
GAUGCUGCCAGGAGCCCGAGCGCUGCGCAGCAGUGGCAGGGUGAGCAUCCAUCUGCCCUUUGCCUUUGUAGGGCUGGUGCAGAGCUGUCCUGCUUCGUGCCAGCCACUUCAAAGGGCUUCUGCAAGGCUUGCUGCCAUCAGCUGAGGUGGACCCAAAGAACACGCUUGAGCCUUGCCAAGAUGUUUGCAGUCUGGAUCACUACUCUUUUCCUUCUUGAUGCAGCCACAGGAAGGGAAGUGUGCUACGAAAGGCUUGGAUGCUUUACCGAUGAUCCCCCUUGGUCUGGGAUCCCAGGCAGAGAACUGGCAGGCUUGCCCAGCCCUCCAGCAGCUGUGAACACCAAUUUCCUCCUUUACACUAGAGACAACACCAUGAAAUACCAAAAAAUUUCUGCUUCAAAUCCUUCAACUAUCAAAGCUUCAAAUUUUCGAGCACACAGGAAAACUCGCUUCAUUAUACAUGGCCAUCUUGGUGGAGUGGACCUCCCCUGGAUAUCAAACAUGUGCAGGUUCAUGUUUCAUGUUGAAGAUGUAAACUGCAUUCUGAUUGACUGGACAGGUGGCUCCAGUGGCUUGUACACUGAAGCAGUUAACAACGUCCGCAUCGUGGGGGCUGAGCUCGUAUAUCUUGUGAACCUUCUCGAGAAAGACUACAGCUACUCUCCUGCCAAUAUUCACUUCAUUGGCCAUAGUCUUGGAGCACAUGCUGCAGGGGAGGCAGGGAGACGGAAACCUGGCAUUGGAAGAAUAACAGGUUUGGAUCCAGCUGGGCCUCUUUUCCAGUAUACUCCUAAUAAGGUUAGGCUGGAUCCUUCAGAUGCAAAAUUUGUUGAUGUAAUUCAUACUCACGCUGGUCAUCUCUUCUUUGACUUUGCUCCUGGGAUUCUUCAGACUUGUGGCCACCUGGAUUUUUACCCAAAUGGUGGGAAGAAAAUGCCAGGAUGCAAGCAGCUUCGAGUACCUCCCACAGCUCGGGAUAUCAAUGACCUUAUGAGAGCAUAUAGAUCUAUUGGAUGUGGACAUAAAAGAAGCCUCCGGUAUUAUGCUGAAAGUAUUAUCACCCCAAAUGGAUUUCUUGGCUACCAGUGUGAAACAUACCGAGAUUUUAUAUUGGGAGCAUGCUUCCCAUGCCGAAAGGAAGGAUGCCCGCUUAUGGGUCAUUAUGCCGACGUGUUUCCUUAUAAAACUGAGAAAGAACAGCAGAAGGUUUAUUUAAACACAGGGGCCCGCCCCCCAUAUUCUCGCUGGCGAAAAGAGAUAUGUGUCAGAGUAUCUGCAACAGAAACCAUGAAGGGAAAUAUAGAUGUAGCCUUGACUGGUACUAAUGGGAUCAGGAGAAAAUAUACAAUUGACAAGGGAACUUUCAAGCCAGGCAAUACAUACUUGAACUAUAUCGAUACAGAAAUUUCUGGGAACAUUUCAAAAGUCGAGUUUCUCUGGAAGAAGCAUCUAGGUCAGGUACACAGAGGCUGCAUGGGAGCUGAUGAAGUCACUGUAAUAUCUGGGGAAGAUGGAAAUGUGUCUGUGUUCUGUGGCCACGGGUCUGUGCAGCCGAACAAAUGGCAAACCCUGAUGCCUUGCUAGGGCUGGGAGAGGAAUGCCACAGCUGUCUGCCCUCUGCAAGAGUUUGCUUCUUCAGCCAAACUGCUGGCAAGGCUCCUCCAAGAGAAAUGGACAAUUUUUCCAGCCUACUACUAAAGCUCUAUUUCUAAAUCGGUGCUGUCAGCUUGUAUCCAAACAGGGGAGCUACAGUUCUGUGAAUUCUAGUUACAGCCACAGCUAACAGGCAUUUUACCAGCUAUACAAUCACAUGGUUUGGUUGUAUUGCAAAUUCAAGGAGGACAAUACUAAAAUAGGUUAAAAACAAAACAACGACAACAACAAACACAGCAUAGACAGACAAAUCCUUUAACUGUGCCUGCUUGAUUGUUCAGGAAAAGGACACCUUCAUGCUUUCUGGAGCAUCUUAUUCUAUGUGAGGAUUCUGACAAAUAAUUUUAAUAUAAAAAUAUUCAGAGUUUUAAUGGCAUUGAGUGACACCUGCUUUUCGUUCCUGAAGAAUGUAUUUAAACAACAUUUUAGCAACACAUCCAAAAGACUGUUUAGCAGCUGGGACUGCAUACCAAGUUGUACCCUGAGAAACUCAAUCAUCAAAGUCCACCUUAUGUCAAGCAGGACAACUUAAUGCACAGCAGAAUAUUUGAUUGUUGCCUUUUUCAUUGACUUGCUGUGUUCAGCUCUGCUGAACAUUGGGUGAGCUGGGACUCUCUCUGUACCUGAAAUGGGUACCUUCUUUAUCAAGAUAAUGUUGUGCAAUUGAAGAUAUUAAAUUUUCUGUCAGCCUUCAAAAUAAUAAUUUUCCCUUUGCCAUUGAAGCUGAAUUUUCCACCUGCAUCUUGCUUUUCUAAAACCAGAAAACCUUUAAGACCUCCCAUAAUUUCAGGAAAAGUAUCUUAGAAAAAUAUUUAGGAUCAUGGUUAUUUUCCCAGUAUAAAGAACUUAAUAUGCCCCUUUCUGAGAUACAAAACUUUUCCCCACAAAAAUUCUGAUGAUGCUUAAGUUGGGCCUCAGCUUCAGUAUUUUCAUUAUUGUAGCAUUGCCCCAGACCAUUUGGGAGUAUUUUGAUAACACUAUUUAGCAAAAUCAGGCUACCAGACUGUUUUUGUUUCAGUGGAAGUUCACCACAAAAAUCCUUUUGGAUUUUAUUGCUCACUGUGGUCUAAGGAACACAGCGAAUAUUUAAACCUAAUAUGAGGUUUAUCAUUUGGGCACAGAAAUCCGAUGUGGGAAUCAUGUUGGCCAACUCUGAUCUGUUCCAUCCUAAUAACUAGCUAUUCCAGAAUACUUCCAAUGAGGUUCACCAGAAACACCGUUGAUGAGAUGAGUUACACAAGGCUAAACAUGAGUGAUGAACAGGUGUGUUAUAAAUUAUGCAGCAAUAAUUUUGAGAUAUCAGAAUCCAGUCAGUUCCCAUGAAGUUUGCCAGAGGAGAUUGCUUAGGAUAUUUGAAUCGAAGUUCACAAAUCUGUCCACUUUCACGGGCUCCCUGCUUUGGUAUGUUUACCACCUCCACCCACAUGAGGAAUAGGAUCCAGAAACCUUCCCAAGCAUGGAAUUCAUUCCCCAGAGAAGUAUAAACCAAAGCCCUGGGUACAUGCACAUAUUUGGGAAAUACCUAUAGUUAGGAAUUACACUAUCUUGGCCAUCUGUCAUAAAUCAGGCAUGGCUCUCUGCCUCAGAGUUGCACAAAUUAAGCAGAUGGAGGGAGGGGGAAAGGAAUACUUACUAUUCUGUUCAUGCACUCAGGUCCUUAAGCAAAAGAAACGUAAAUAUUUUUCUUGGGGACUCAAAAAAUGUGUUUAGCAGGGCCAGGAAGUGCAUUAUCUGAUUUAAUGACAUAAGGAAUCAGGGUGAACAGGAUAAUGUGGGCCAUGGCUUCUCACUGAAAGAAACAUCACCCUGUUGAAUUCAGGAGUUUGUAAAGCACAAACCCUUUCCCUUCUGUCUCCAUAUUUGGCUGUGUCUUCCUUGCAAUUUUGAACAUUAAUUUGAUGUUUUUAUGAAUCAUAAAUCAUAAAAUUCUUCCCUUCAAAAAUACAAACUUUCAUUUUGUUUAAUUUUUAGCUGUUGAUUUCAACAGCUUUCUGAUGAAAUAUAGCAACUCACAUGAGCUGAUAACAUCUGCUAUAAGCUGAUUAGGCCCCUUAAAAAUAGGUGUUUCCUCACCCAAUCAGUACGGCUAAGAAUAAAAUAUUGUGUUACUUUCUACCCCUUCUCUUGUCCCACUUUGUGUUUAUAUUAUAUACUCUUUCUCGAGUUAAUUUUCACUCUUUGGUAUGGUAAAUAUCAGCACCGCACAUUUUUGCUAAGACAUCUAUAAACAGAGCAGAAAACAGAGGAGGUUUAUUUUUAUGAACUACAGGUGAAAAAAUAUUGAAAGCAGCUGUGUG